Molecule: messenger RNA, 1900 nt
Organism: Anthonomus grandis grandis
Lineage: Eukaryota; Metazoa; Arthropoda; Insecta; Coleoptera; Curculionidae
Product: prolactin-releasing peptide receptor-like
Exons: 8
Coding region: 434-1726 (430 amino acids)
Biological process (GO): G protein-coupled receptor signaling pathway
Cellular component (GO): neuron projection; plasma membrane
Molecular function (GO): neuropeptide binding; neuropeptide Y receptor activity
Source: RefSeq, a predicted model, not a curated record
GCGCCAGAAAGUCGCGCGGACCCGUUCCGAAAAGCCGACGAGAGAAUUUUGUUGCAUUUUUAAUAAAAAAUUAUUUCUUAUUCUAACUUUUUCCUCUUUUUUUUUUUUAACGUGUUUCCUAUUUGGACACUGAAGUUUACGUAAACUCUUUUUUAAUUUUUUUUUUAAUAAAUAAACCCUCUAUGUGAAGGAGACCUUUUGGGAAUGCCGUGACGUCAGUUGUUGAUGCCACGCGGAAACAACAAGUGGUGCCGACAAAUUUGUGCUAAUAUGGACCGAAUGCUGCCAACAUCAGUGCGCCAUCAUCUCGUGUUUGUUUACCAAAAGAAUUUAAGCUUUUAAAGUAAAAAUGUCAUCGGAACCCAAAAGAACCUUAAUAUGGCAAGAAAGGCCUUAAAUUCAACAACGAACCGAGAACCAUAAGUAGACAACCAUGGAUAAAAUACCGUUAGCGGACGUCCUUAAUGUUACUAACGCCCAAAAGUUGGACAUAAUAGACAAGAAGGGGGUGCAAGUGUUAUUUUUCAUAGUGUACACUACCAUUUUCAUCGUGGGAUUAUUCGGGAACGUUUUAGUGUGUUUCGUAGUGUUUAGGAACAAGGCGAUGCAAACAGUGACUAAUUUAUUUAUCACGAAUUUGGCCUUGAGUGAUAUACUGUUGUGCGUUCUAGCUGUACCGUUUACCCCUUUGUAUACUUUAUUGGGAAAGUGGAUUUUCGGCGGGGUUAUUUGCCAUUUGGUGCCCUACGCCCAAGGAGCCAGCGUUUACAUUUCAACGCUUACUUUAAUGUCAAUUGCUAUCGAUAGAUACUUUGUGAUAAUUUACCCUUUCCAUCCCCGCAUGAAACUCUCCACCUGUGUAAUAAUUAUCGUCAUAAUCUGGAUCUUCGCCAUCGUGGUCACCAGCCCAUACGGGAUCUACAUGAAACACAUGAAAGACCCGAACAACAGCAGCCGAUACUUCUGCGAGGAAAACUGGCCGGUGGAGACUUGGAGGGCGGUUUUUGGCGGCAUUACUACCGCCCUUCAGUUUUUAAUUCCCUUCUUGAUUAUGGCCUACUGCUACAUUUGUGUGUCGAUUAAACUGAAUGAUCGAGCCAGGUCAAAACCAGGAUCAAAAAACAGCCGAAAAGAGGAAGUCGAUAGGGAGAGAAAACGAAGAACUAACCGUAUGCUUAUCGCUAUGGUGGCGGUGUUCCUUAUGUCCUGGCUGCCCUUAAAUGUGGUCAAUAUUUUCAACGAUUUCAAUAAGGAUAUGAUUAAAUGGGAAUAUUAUUUUUUAAGUUUCUUUUUGGUGCAUCAAAUGGCUAUGUCUUCCACAUGUUACAACCCGUUUUUGUACGCGUGGCUUAACGAAAACUUCCGUAAGGAAUUCAAGCAGGUUUUACCGUGUUUUGGAGCUUCCAGUGGUCGAGUACCUUCCACGGGGAGAUUUACGAACUGGCGUUCCGAACGAACAUGUAAUGGAAAUGAAACGCACGUAAAUAACGAAACUCAACAAGAAACCUUGCUACCCUCAGGGAUUCAUAGGGGUUCGUCUUUCAAGGAAAGAAAACUCACUUCGCCACCCCUAAAAGGCGAUAAUGUGGAAACGGAGAAUAUUAUGGUGGCUAAUCCAAGGGUAGAAUACGAUUCUGCUUUGGAUAUUGUACGUUUAAACCUGAUUACAGAAGAGGAACCUCCGCCAUAUGACGAGGCCCAAAAAGCGUCUCCUAGCUCAGAAUAGAAUUUGUGCAUCUAGUUAUAAUAGAAGGCUCUAAGGUUGCAGGUGAAUAUUGAAAUGAAUUAUUAUUAAUUAUUACAAAUGUAACUGUCGUAAUUUUAGUUGUAACCAAAGAAAUUAAUAUUAUGAUGUUGUAUGUAUAUAUCGAAAUAUAAUAUAAUGAAUAUUUAUAGAUAA